AUGAAGCACAACCUAAGGAAGCCAUACAGUGCGACGGUCAGCGGCCUGUGUGCUCUAAUUGCCAAGGUAAAACCGAGCGCUGCGAAUACAGAGACGAAGGAGGUCCGUCGAAAGAGUCCAAAGAUCUCGUCGUUGAGGUACUGCGGAUUCUUGGACAAAUGCCAACCAAGGAAGCCCUUCAAUAUAUUGAAGGACGAAGAGGACGAAGAGGACGCACUGACAAUACUAUCGACAUUAAGGAAGGGCUUAUCAUGCCGACAGACCGAAGUAGACAAUUCAACUGCGGUACCAGUUUCUAAUGAUGAUGACAAGCCUACGCCACAGGAGUGGCAGAUACAGAAUCCCAUCGCCUAUCCAGGAACAGCAGGCCGGGAUACGAACUUGUUCCAAAAAGAUCCAUAUCGUGGAUUAACCAAAUCCCCAGGCCAUGACUUCCAUGCGGAUACUCUGAUACCCGACCCACGAUCUGCCAAGCUGUGUAACGACACCGCGAGGUAUGAAUAUGAAGAACCGCAUGAACUGUGCGAUUCUCGACUCCGCAAAUUAAAUAUUCGUCAUUGGACAAACGUCGACAUAGAUGAUGAUUUGGCAGCCAAAUGCAUUUCUCUCUAUCUUGAGACUGACCACCCUCUGUUAGGGCAUUUUGAUGCCGAAUUAUUUGUGUCACAUCUAAUUUUAGAGCAAAGCAGCGACUACUGUACUCCACUCCUAGUCAACUCAUUAUUAUAUUGGGCUUGUCAAAUGUAUAGCGCCAUUGAUCCGCAAACGGACCAAAUAGCGAUCCGUUUCUGUACAGAAGCAGAAAGCCACUGGACGGCCGAGCGUCAUAAAGGCAAUGAUUCGAUACUGAUUCUCGCGGCAACCGAGUUUUUAUGCUUAGGUUAUCUAGGACAAGGCAGAGAUCAUGUGGUUCUAAGAUACCUCACCGAGGCUGCAGAUAUGGCCGGCCGGAUGGGCUUAUUUAACACCGAAGGACAGGUCAGCGGAAUGGAGACGAGUAGCUACUCUAAUCUCGCUGGUGCUGCCAAGACAUCGCACAUGUACGCGGCAUGGGGGAUCUUCAACUGGCUAACGAAUGGUCUGUCCAAGUUCCCCUCCACGUAUUCCGAUUCCAAAAAGGGCCAUGCUGGAUACAUCCCGCUGUGGUUCUUUCCGCAGUGA
Molecule: messenger RNA, 1161 nt
Organism: Metarhizium robertsii ARSEF 23
Lineage: Eukaryota; Fungi; Ascomycota; Sordariomycetes; Hypocreales; Clavicipitaceae
Exons: 4
Coding region: 1-1161 (386 amino acids)
Source: RefSeq, a predicted model, not a curated record